AUGAGAAAAACCUCCGAACCAUAGAGUUCAGUUCCUAGCUGGGCCUCCCAGCCCUCCACUUCCGCUUGACCGCCUAAAACCGCGCCUGCGCAGUUGGCUACUUCCUCUCUGGGCUUGGACCUAUGUUGCUGCGUCAUGGCGAAACGCACCAAGAAGGUCGGAAUCGUGGGCAAAUACGGGACCCGUUAUGGUGCCUCCCUCAGGAAAAUGGUGAAGAAAAUUGAAAUCAGCCAGCACGCCAAGUACACUUGCUCCUUCUGUGGCAAGACCAAGAUGAAGAGACGAGCUGUGGGCAUUUGGCACUGUGGUUCCUGCAUGAAAACGGUAGCUGGUGGUGCGUGGACCUACAACACCACUUCUGCCGUCACAGUAAAGUCUGCCAUCAGAAGACUGAAGGAAUUGAAGGACCAGUAGAAGCGCCACCAUUUGAUACGUUGCUAGCCUAUAAUAAAUGGGUUAAUUUAUGUAACAAAA
Orcinus orca (killer whale) is the source of this 474-nucleotide messenger RNA. It is a transcript of the gene RPL37A, whose product is annotated as ribosomal protein L37a. The coding region runs from base 136 to 414 and encodes 92 amino acids. Gene Ontology annotation, molecular function: structural constituent of ribosome. Gene Ontology annotation, cellular component: ribosome. Gene Ontology annotation, biological process: translation. The transcript is spliced from 4 exons. Lineage: Eukaryota; Metazoa; Chordata; Mammalia; Artiodactyla; Delphinidae. The record is from RefSeq and is a predicted model, not a curated record.